Molecule: messenger RNA, 1458 nt
Organism: Eutrema salsugineum
Lineage: Eukaryota; Viridiplantae; Streptophyta; Magnoliopsida; Brassicales; Brassicaceae
Product: cytochrome b561 and DOMON domain-containing protein At2g04850
Exons: 2
Coding region: 87-1310 (407 amino acids)
Source: RefSeq, a predicted model, not a curated record
GGUAGCAAUCAUAACCAAAAUGUUCACUUACAUUACAUAUAUAUAAAUCCGUUUCCAUCAACAGAAAAAACAGAGAUGCUCGGGAAAUGGCGACGACUUUAACGUUGACUCUAACAUUCUUCUUGCUACUUCUAGCAACAAAACUUCCGGCUUCACUCGCCGGAAAGUGCACCACCACGACGGCGACUAAAAACUUCGAGAAAUGCAUCUCUCUAUCGACACAACAAGCUUCAAUCGCGUGGACAUACCAUCCACACAACGCAACUCUCGACCUCUGUUUCUUCGGAACAUUCAUCUCUCCUUCCGGGUGGGUCGGGUGGGGGAUUAACCCGGAUACACCGUCGCAGAUGACCGGCUCUCGAGUCCUCAUCGCAUUUCCGGAUCCCAAUUCUGGCCAGCUCAUCCUCCUCCCUUACGUUCUUGAUUCCUCCGUUAAGCUCCAAAAAGCUCCUCUGCUUUCUCGUCCUCUUGACAUCCUCCGUCUCUCCUCCUCCUCCGCUUCUCUCUACGGCGGUAACAUGGCCACCAUCCGUAACGGCGCCUCCGUUCAGAUUUAUGCCUCCGUGAAGCUCUCGUCGAAUAAUACCAAGAUCCACCAUGUUUGGAACAGAGGUCUUUACGUCCAAGGCUACUCUCCCACCAUUCAUCCAACUACGUCCACUGAUCUCUCCUCCUUCUCCACCUUCGAUGUAGCUUCAGGAUUUGCAACGGUUCAUCGAAACAGUGGUUCGAGAGCUCUGAAAGUGACCCACGGAGUAAUCAACGCGGUGGCGUGGGGAUUUCUCCUCCCGGCCGGAGCGGUAACAGCUCGAUACCUACGCCAAAUGCAAUCAGUCGGACCAACUUGGUUCUACAUCCACGCAGCUAUACAGCUAACUGGUUUCCUCCUCGGAACCAUUGGGUUCGCACUCGGAAUCGUGCUAGGCCGAGGUUCCCCUGGAGUGACCUACGGGUUACAUAGGAGCCUUGGGAUAGCAACUUUCACUGCGGCUGGGCUGCAAACGCUGGCUUUGCUUUUCAGACCAAAGACGACCAACAAAUUCAGGAGGUAUUGGAAGUCUUACCAUCAUUUUGUUGGGUAUGGUUGUGUGGUGAUGGGCGUGGUGAAUGUGUUCCAAGGGUUCGAGGUUUUGAGGGAAGGAAGGUCGUAUGCAAAACUGGGAUAUUGUUUGUGUCUGUCGACGCUUUUUGGGGUCUGUGUAGCCAUGGAAGUUAACUCGUGGGUUGUGUUUUGUCGCAAGGCUAAAGAAGAGAAGAUGAAGAGAGAUGGUUUGACCGGUGACGAUAGAUGCGGUGGGAUUCAUUCAUAGUUAGGUCUUUGGUCCUAAUUAUAAAAGAGAGUGUGUGUGUGUGUGAGAAAGAGAGAGGGACAAGACAACAUUUUGUAUAUCUUUGCUUAGUAACUCAUCUUGGUAAUAUACAUUGUUGAGGUGUUUCCAUCAUUGUUCAUAAAAGAUC